AUGAAAAUUGUCUAUUGUAUUUUAUGCUGUGUCAUAUCAUAUAAAUGUUUGGCUCAGUUGGAAACUCGAGUUUGUGGACCAAGUUUAUCGCAACUACUGGAAACUGUAUGCGUAAAUGGAUUUAAUGCGAGAGUAACCAAAAAAUCCAAUGUGAAUUUAAAUCUACCAAAUGCCAAAAAACUGAGUGAUACAAUGCUGCCAUAUAAUCCAAUGUCACACAUACUCUUUAAUAAACGCACUGACACCAUGGCCAAGGUACGCAAGGAGCGUUUGUACACAGGUGUUUACGAUGAAUGUUGCCUCAAAACAUGCAGCUUGAAUGAAAUUCUUGGCUAUUGUCUAUAA
Messenger RNA from Musca vetustissima, 345 nucleotides. RefSeq names its product probable insulin-like peptide 3. NCBI's taxonomy places the organism in Eukaryota, Metazoa, Arthropoda, Insecta, Diptera, Muscidae. The coding region runs from base 1 to 345 and encodes 114 amino acids. Gene Ontology annotation, cellular component: extracellular region. Gene Ontology annotation, molecular function: hormone activity. The record is from RefSeq and is a predicted model, not a curated record. The transcript is spliced from 2 exons.